UAUGCCUAUUACGCCAUCAGUUUUGGUGUGCAGCAGCUAUCCGGAAGUUUAUGUUUGAACCUUUUUCUAUUAAGUGCUGUAGAGAUUCCGGCACAAUCAGUUACUUGGUUCUUUAAUCAUUACAUUGGUAGAAAGAAGACAACAAUGAUGUUUUUCAUUAUAGCUUCAUUAGCUGGUGUCGCCGUUGGAGUAAUACAACUACUAGAGAUACCCAAUAAAGGUCAUCUUAUCAACGGUUUUGCUUUGACGUCAAAACUUGGUGUUGCAGCGGGGUGGGCUUCGUUGAUGCUUCUUACUUCAGAAUCUUUUCCAACAGUUGUCAGAAAUAUAGGAUAUGGAAUUCAAAAUUCAGUUUCACGCAUUGGUGCCAUGAUAGCUCCUCAAAUAGUGUAUGUGAGCCAACGUACUUCUGGAGUUAUGUAUUUCCUCUGCGGUGGUGUCAUGUUCAUUUCCAUGCUUUGUCUGAUCGGAGUUUCAGAAACUGGCAAAAAAUCUCUUACGGACACCAUUGAAAAGAAAGAGAAGAUGUAUACGAAGUCAGAUGUCAGAGUAAAAACCAAAACAACAAAAGAUAAUAAAAGAUUUGAAUGUGAAUAUUCAUCACACCUAUAA
Molecule: messenger RNA, 612 nt
Organism: Mytilus trossulus (common blue mussel)
Lineage: Eukaryota; Metazoa; Mollusca; Bivalvia; Mytilida; Mytilidae
Product: solute carrier family 22 member 21-like
Exons: 5
Coding region: 145-612 (155 amino acids)
Source: RefSeq, a predicted model, not a curated record